AUGGCAAACUUGAUCCUCGAGAUGCCGCGCAAAUGGCAGAAAAACAAUCGGGUCAGAGGUAUCGCACUUACAAGGGAGAGAUUCCAGUUUAUCUUCAAACAUGCACAUGAUCUAGAAGAAGUUCUAGAAAAAGGUUUUCACACCUUUGAUGAUUGGGGUUUAGCGGUUGAAAGAUGGGUGGAACAUCCUCCUCCAAGUUUUCUACAAAGUGUGCAAAUCUGGAUGCAAAUCAAGAACAUACCGGUGAAUCAUUACACAAAAGAAGCUAUCUCUGAACUUGGUGGUCUGAUCGGCCAUGUAAUAGAAGUUGCGUUUGAUCCUGACAAGCCUCAGAGACAAGACUACGUAAGAGUCAAAAUUCUCUUAGACGUCUCCAAGCCACUGAAGAAAUCAAGAAUCCUGAACCUACCAGGAGGAGGACAAACUACAAUUCUAUACUUCUAUGAGAAGGUACAGAGGCGAUGUACUCACUGUCAGAGACUUACACAUGCAAAAGAUCGAUGUCCCUUUCUAGCUCACCAACAAGAUCUUCCUAGGAACAUAACUCCAUCAACAUCAUCUUCUCAUCAAGUUCAAGUUCGACCAAUCUUGUCUGAAACAGAUCCUCUGUUUGGAGUCUUAAAUGAAAACCAAGUCGGGAUCAAUUCUUCAACAGGCAGGCCAAAGAUAAAUUCAGAAGUUCUGCAAGAAAUGAGAAACUACCUUCUGGCGUCAAGUAAUGAAGAUAGGUUGAUCAGAGAACAAAGAGUGAUAUCAUCGGUUAGAGAAGCAGAAAAGGAUCCCAUCAUUAGGAAAACUGUUUUACAGUUAGAAACUCCUCCAAGCUUCACAACCGAUAUCAACAAAGGAAAAGGAAUUGUCUUUGGUUAUGAUACUGAUUCAUCCUCUACUCAGUCUACUAUCAAAGAUCAUCAAGGACCAAAGCUAAUGGCUGAAGCAAUACAGUCGGCUCGGAAAUUAGAUCACAAUGACCUGGAUGCUUUCUCAAGAUUAUCUCUGCCUUGCUCCUCAAGCUCAACGGGUUCUCAGACUAUCUUCUCUUCAUCAGAGAUAUCCGGAGCUUCUCUCAACAAAGGCAAGAGACGCCGUAGGCCAGGCAAGUUUACAAGAAUUGCUCGUGCAAAACAAGGAACAACAACAACUGCAAGCUCUUCUAAGAAUCCUACUCUCAAAGUGGCGGGUCAAGUUAAAAGAAAGGCAGAAACAGAAUUGGCGGGUGCAUCCAAAGUUGCUCAAAGCAAUGCAUCAAAGACGGUCCCGAGUGGGGGACCGUCCAAUGUUUAA
Messenger RNA from Brassica napus (rape), 1284 nucleotides. RefSeq lists its product as uncharacterized. Lineage: Eukaryota; Viridiplantae; Streptophyta; Magnoliopsida; Brassicales; Brassicaceae. The transcript has a single exon. The record is from RefSeq and is a predicted model, not a curated record. Bases 1 to 1284 code for a protein of 427 amino acids.